Molecule: messenger RNA, 1059 nt
Organism: Cryptomeria japonica (Japanese cedar)
Lineage: Eukaryota; Viridiplantae; Streptophyta; Pinopsida; Cupressales; Cupressaceae
Exons: 1
Coding region: 1-1059 (352 amino acids)
Source: RefSeq, a predicted model, not a curated record
AUGGCGAAUACUCUGGUGGGAAAACUCUUCUCCUUGCACCCCACGGUGGAGAUGGUUAGAAAAUGGGUCAAGGACAAAUGGAAACUGAAAGAGAGUGUUUCUGUUAGCGCCAUGCCUGGAGCCCUCUUCCUCUUCAAAUUCAUCGCUGAGGAGGAUGUCGCUCUUGUCCUUUUUGGCUGUUGGUCCUAUGGUCGAAACAAUCUUUCCCUUUGUCGAUGGAAGGCUGGUUUUGACCUAGCCUUUGAUUUGCAGAAAACUGCUCCGGUUUGGGUUCGGUUCCCGGGGCUCCCCCUUGAAUACUGGGAUGAGUCCAUCUUUAAAUGGAUUGGGAAUUCCUUGGGUCAUUUUGUUGGUGUUGAUGAGAUUACCAAAACCAAAUCGUGCCUGGUCUAUGCUCGUUUCCGUGUUCAAGCUACUGUGAGCAUGAACCUCCCCAACUUUAUAAGCCUCAAAUCCAGGCUUGGUAGCUGGACUCAAUCCCUUGUUUAUGAAAAUGCCACCCUUUUCUGCCAAAAAUGCCGCAAAACUGGGCAUUAUAUUUCUCAAUGCAAAGCUCCGACUCCCUUGCCUCUUAAGCUCAAGGGCCCGACCCUAGAUGAAAGCCCUGUGCCAAAUGUUCCUCCCAUACAUAAUGGCCCGAUUGUGGGGCAUGUUGUGGCUCCUACUUCUGGCCCGGACCUGCCUCCCCCUGUAGUUGAGGACCCGGUUAUGGAAGAGUACCCCUUUGCUAAGAGUAUUAUCAACCUUCUCAAAUCUCCUGCAAAGAAUGUGGACGAGGCCUCUAAAUCGACCUUGAAGGAACAGUGCAUCUCCCUGAUGGCUAGCUUGGUUUCACCGGUUGAUCAACUGGAAGAUGGCGAGGGGCCCCAUUCUUGCCUCGGAGACGACUCGCUCCCCGACGGUGUUAUCUCAUCCCGCUCCGCACUAGGGUAUCCCCUCUCCUGGUGCUCCGCGUCAUCCAAUGGUAGCAUGACUCCUGUUAAUGAGGGCUGGAUUACCCAGAGACACAAAACCAGGAAUGCAAAGCCUGAUGUGGGGUUGGACCUUAAAGCGGGCUGA